Molecule: messenger RNA, 279 nt
Organism: Prorocentrum cordatum
Lineage: Eukaryota; Dinophyceae; Prorocentrales; Prorocentraceae
Source: the annotation of a GenBank genome assembly
GCGCACGGUGGCGGAGGUUGCGCGGUCAGCGGUCUCGGCGGCGGCCUUCGCCGCCGCGGCGCCGCCACCGCCCGUCGCCGCCGCUGGCGCCGGGGUGCUGCUGCGGCCGACCCGACGGCGCUCGCCGCUCGGCGUCGGCGCCGCCGACAGCGCCGCGCGGCGCGGAAAGCCGCCGCGGCGCCCCCUGCAGCCGCAGGCGAGGGCGCUGGGCAGGUUGUUGGAGCCGCUGCUGCCGCUGCUGGUGCGGGCCUCGCGCUCGCCCCCGUGGCCGCUGCGGAG